Quercus robur (English oak) is the source of this 1793-nucleotide messenger RNA. RefSeq names its product phenolic glucoside malonyltransferase 1-like. Bases 83 to 1465 code for a protein of 460 amino acids. The transcript has a single exon. NCBI's taxonomy places the organism in Eukaryota, Viridiplantae, Streptophyta, Magnoliopsida, Fagales, Fagaceae. The record is from RefSeq and is a predicted model, not a curated record.
UAUUAUUUUGAGAAUACUUGUGAAAAACAUAGAUAACGAUUGCAACUUAGCACGAAAAGAGCAUUAUUUGGGCUUCUCUCUAAUGGCGUCAAAUAAUUUGGUGAAAAUACUUGAGGUUUGCCGAGUGACUCCAUUACCAAGCUCACUAGUUUCAGCCACACCAAGUUCUCUCCCUCUCACCUUCUUUGACAUACUCUGGCUUAGAUUUCCGCCAGUGGAGCGAGUUUUCUUUUAUGAAACCUCUUCUACAAACACAAGCUUCAUGGAUUCCAUUCUUCCAAAACUCAAGCACUCACUCUCCCUAACACUUCAUCACUUUCUCCCUCUUACUGGUACCUUCACUUGGCCUCAGGACUCCCUCAAACCUAUCAUCAAUUACACACAGAAUAAUUCAGUUUCACUCACUGUAGCCGAGUCCAAUACCAACUUCUAUCAUCUCUCAGGCAACAACUUUGUUGAAGCUGUGGAAUACCAUCCUCUUGUACCUGGCUUACCAACAUCCCAUGAACAAACCCCAGUAUUGUCGUUGCAAGUCACGGCGUUCUCAAAAUGUGGGUUUUGCAUUGGAAUUGCUGCACACCAUGCUUUUCUUGACGGAAAAAGCUCAACCAUGUUUAUGAAAGCAUGGGCUCACUUGUGCAAACUUGGAGGAAAUGCUUUGUCCUUGGUACCUGAGCUAACACCAUGCUUUGAUAGGAUGGUUAUCAAGGAUCCGGCUGGGCUUGAGUCAAUCUACUCGAACGGGUGGUUGAACCAAGAUGGGCCACACAACAAGAGCUUAAAGGUGUGGGAACUAAAAACACCACCAGGUGUGGUACGUGGUGCGUUUGAGUUGACUCGUACAAAAUUAAAGAAGCUGGGGCAGUUGAUAACCGGUAUUCUAGAAGAGAACAAUGAACAAGGACAACCAGUUCACUUAUCAAGGUUAACACUGACAUUUGCCUACACAUGGGUUUGUCUAGCUAAGGUAGAAGCAGUAAGGGACAACAAAUUACAUCUUGGGAUUAAUGUAGACGCUAGGUCUCGCUUAGAACCUUCUGUGCCCGGGAAUUAUUUUGGAAAUUGCCUUACUGCUUGUAUUGCAAUUGCAGAGAGAAAUGAGCUAUUGGGUGAAAAGGGGGUGGCUGUGGCUGCGAAGGCUAUAAGUGAAGCCAUAAGAAAUUUGGAUGAUGGUGUCCUAAAAGGUGCUGAAAAAUGGCUAUCACUACUGCUUACUUUAAAGAAAGACAAACUAUUUGAUGGAGUACGUGGAAUUGCUGGGUCACCUCGAUUCGAGCUUUACAAUACAGAUUUUGGAUGGGGAAAGCCAACGAAGGUAGAGAUGAUUUCUAUAGAUAAAACAGGAGCUAUACGUGUUUCGGAAACUAGAGAUGGUGCUGGAGGAAUUGAAAUAGGGAUGGUUUUAAAUAAACAUGUAAUGGAAGAGUUUGCUUCAGUAUUUGCCAAAGGACUUGAAAUCCUGUAAAGUUACAUGUAACUUGCAAGGUUUUGCAUGUAAGAGAGAUGAUGUGUGAACUGUGAGGCCAUUUUGGUUGAUUAAUUUGAUAUUUUUGUUUUGAGUAAUGUCAACACAGUUUGUGAUCAAAUAUAUUUAAAUCUUUUGCCAGGUUCAUGAAAAGCAAGGGUGCUGAUGAUCCGGUCAUAGCAGGGUUGUUCUUAUUGAAUUGAAUGUAUUAGUCAGUUAAGAAUAAAGAGAUCUUAGCUUUAGAAUUGGUAUCAGUCCUAAUUUUAAUAUUUGCUUGAGGAUUCUAUUCUAUAACUUUCAGAUAUGUGAAUGAAAUGCAUAUUGUACA